CCUUGCAACCCCGCAUCCUUGGCACAAUGCAAUUCCUGGUGCUCCUGUGUGUGGUUCUUGCUCUCUCCGAUGGCAUCACCAGGCUGCCCUUGGACAGGGGAAAGAAGCUGAGAGAGAUCCUCCGGGAGAAGGGCUUGCUGCACCGCUUCCUCCAGCAUCACCACUACGACAUCGGCACCAAAUUCCCGCAUGCUUUUCCUGAUGUGCUCACUGUGGUCACCGAGCCCCUGCUGAACACCCUGGACAUGGAAUACUAUGGGACCAUCUCCAUUGGCACCCCUCCGCAGGACUUCACUGUGGUCUUCGACACUGGCUCCUCCAACCUCUGGGUUCCCUCUGUCUCCUGCACCAGCCCAGCUUGCCAAAGCCAUCAGAUGUUUAACCCAUCGCAGUCCUCCACCUACAAAAGCACAGGGCAGAACCUGUCCAUUCACUAUGGCACUGGUGACAUGGAGGGCACCGUGGGCUGCGACACCGUCACUGUUGCAUCACUGAUGGACACCAACCAGCUCUUUGGCUUGAGUACCUCCGAGCCUGGCCAAUUCUUUGUCUAUGUCAAAUUUGAUGGGAUCUUGGGCUUGGGCUACCCAAGUUUGGCUGCUGAUGGAAUCACUCCGGUCUUUGAUAACAUGGUGAAUGAGAGCUUGCUGGAGCAGAACCUCUUCUCAGUCUAUCUAUCCCGUGAGACAAUGGGGAGCAUGGUCAUCUUUGGGGGAAUUGAUGAUUCCUAUUUCACUGGCUCCAUCAACUGGAUUCCUGUUUCUUACCAGGGUUACUGGCAGAUCUCCAUGGACAGCAUCAUCGUGAACAAGCAGGAGAUUGCGUGCAGCAGUGGCUGCCAAGCCAUCAUUGACACUGGCACAUCCCUUGUGGCCGGGCCGGCCUCAGACAUUAAUGACAUCCAGAGUGCAGUCGGGGCCAAUCAGAACUCAUAUGGAGAGUACAACGUGAACUGCAGCCAUGUCCUUGCCAUGCCUGAUGUUGUCUUUGUCAUCGGUGGCAUUCAGUAUCCCGUGCCUGCCUUGGCUUACACCGAGCAGAAUGACCAAGGAACCUGCAUGAGCAGCUUCCAGAAUAGCUCUGCAGACCUCUGGAUCUUGGGAGAUGUCUUCAUCAGAGUCUACUACAGCAUCUUCGACCGGGCCAACAACCGUGUCGGACUGGCCAAGGCUAUUUAGAUCUACUGAGAUGACAGCACUCAACCAGAGCAUGACUGUGUUUUUUAGAGCAGAAAGAGGUCUCUUCUAAGGUGUCCUUGCUUACAUGCAAAUAAAAUGUUGAUGG
Messenger RNA from Meleagris gallopavo (turkey), 1284 nucleotides. RefSeq names its product embryonic pepsinogen. Lineage: Eukaryota; Metazoa; Chordata; Aves; Galliformes; Phasianidae. Gene Ontology annotation, molecular function: aspartic-type endopeptidase activity. Gene Ontology annotation, biological process: proteolysis. The record is from RefSeq and is a predicted model, not a curated record.